CACCCACAGCGUCCCACCCUCUCCGUUAUUCCUUCUUCACUCCGCCCCCGGCCGGCUUCACGCCCGCCCCGCCUGCACUUCUUUCUUUUUCCACCGCCACUUCCAGCCCGCCUACCCGGCCUUCGGCUCGCUCUGGCCGGCUGCAGACCCUCGGACUCCCGGGACUCACUCAGCGGGACUGAGCGCUUGUUCAGGUGGACGGAACUUACCAGGCAGUCGCAUUGCAGCAUCUCUAUCCCCAUUUCCGGAACCCCACAUCAUAAUCUUCAGUUUGGAUGAAUUUGCGGUGUGAGGAGCGUUCAAGUUGCGGGUGAAAAUGUGACAGAGUGGCCGCUGCUUGGACACGAGAGAGCCGCCUGGUUAGCCUUCAUCCCGCGGCACCGUUAUUAGCUUUUUCCCCCGCCUGCACACAUCUGCUCUUCAUCAUUUCCCGAGGCAAUUUCCACGCGCGAAGGGCGGAAGAGGCCAAACAACAAGGAUGCUGUCCGAGCUGAGCCAGUGGUUCUGGCAGGAGCGGCUGUGGUUUCCGAAAGGCCUGGGUUGGGCCGACCUGGAGGAUCGGGAAGGACGAGUGUACGCCAAAGCGGGGGACCUGUGGGUGGCCCUGCCCAUUGCUCUUGUAUUUCUGAUCGUGCGUCAGAUCUUUGAAAGGACGGUGGCGAUGCCUCUGGCCUCUCUGCUGGGGGUGAAAGAAACGGAGCGGCUGCGGGCGCCUCCCAACCCCACGCUGGAAUCCUACUACUGUACUGUGACCAAAAACCCCACACAGGUUUCAGUGGUGAACCUUUGCAAGCAGACAGGCUGCUCGGAAAGACAAGUGCAGCGAUGGUUUAGAAGACGGAGGAAUCAGGACAGGCCCAGCUUGCUGAAGAAGUUUCGAGAGGCCAGUUGGAGAUUUACCUUUUACCUUCUUGCUUUCAUUGCUGGCCUGGCCGCCCUCAUCGAUAAACCAUGGCUGUAUGACCUGAAGGAAAUGUGGCAGGGCUUUCCUGUGCUGACUCUUCUACCAUCUCAGUAUUGGUACUACAUGAUAGAACUGGGCUUCUACGGCUCGCUGCUCUUCAGUGUGGCCUCCGACGUUAAACGCAAAGACUUCAAGGAGCAGAUUGUCCACCACGUUGCAACCAUCCUCCUCAUCAGCUUCUCCUGGUGCGUCAACUACAUCCGUGCUGGAACCCUCAUCAUGCUGGUGCACGACUCCUCCGAUUACCUCCUUGAGUCUGCAAAGAUGUUCAACUAUGCAGGCUGGAGGAACGCGUGUAAUUACAUCUUUAUCGUGUUUGCUGGCGUAUUCAUCGUCACUCGCCUCUUCAUCUUCCCUUUCCGGAUUAUCUACUGCACAUGGGUGUACCCCGUGACCGUCUACGAACCUUUCUUUGGGUACUACUUCUUCAACGGGCUGUUGAUGGUGCUGCAGUCGCUUCACAUCUUGUGGGCUGUUCUCAUCAUACGAAUAGCCGUCCGCUUCCUCACCAACAACGAGAAAGUGGAUGACGAGAGGAGCGAUAAGGACGAGACGGACGAGACGGACGAGGAAGAGGACGAAGAAGUGAGAAAGAGCCGUCAGAAAAACGGGCCGCUGCAGAACGGCCACGCGGUCCACAACAACAACCACAGCAAGGCGGAAUGACACGAAACGCGCUGGGGGGGGAGAACUCGUGAUCCUCGGCGGGGCCAGCGGCGCCCCGAGCGAGGGGAGGAAGAACGCUUGAUUGGCGGGAAGAAGAAGAAUGGCGGCGUUUUAGUCAUGCGUCGAAAGGUUAGCGCAGCGAGGAAAUGAGACAGUGUUACCUUUGCACAUCACACAACACAUUAGUUACACCGGCAUGACUCCGUUCUUGCUUCCGCGUUAUUGCCCGGGUGUCACCGACACUUCAGACAGGGAAGAACAUGGAGACGAGAGAGGCGCCUCGCUUCCUUCCUGUGUGCCUUAGAGCCAGACCCCUGGCUUUCCAAGAAAUGCCAUUUUAGACCCGAUGCUUUAAUUCUUUUUAAUCUGUCGCUUCGUGCUUGGCGUGGCGCUCCACGGGAGGCCAAGACCUUUUGAUUUCCUACAUUUUGUCUAUGCAACCACACGAGUGUUGAGCUAUUGCGAUGCCUUUGCACAACCCCGCACUUCCCGUUCUCGCUUUUUUUUUUUCACGGCACACUCCAACUUGUACCAGGUGUGAAGCGUUGGCGAUCUGGGGGCGACGUCGCUGCGUCACAGGACCUUUAAAGGGGAACUGCACUUCUGUAAAACGUUUUGAUGUCGUUCACAAUCCCGUUGUGAGACAAAAACACACAUCUUUCUCUUUUUUAUGCUUUCUAAAUCGUAAAAAAUCAUCUAGCAAGAGGCAGUUAACAAUUCAGGUAAUGAGUAUCCUUCUAAAAUAAGGAUUAUUAACUUUUUUUUACCUUGGGGCCUAAAUAUUAACACUGAAUUAGUAAUAUUACCCUUAAUUUAAAAAAAAAAAAUUUUAUAUAAAAAUUUGUCCUGUCCUGUCCCCUGAUUUUAAUCAUAUUCAAUAUGUAUAUCUAACCAACUUACAGUUUACAACUUUGUCAAAUGAUAUGAAAGUGUGUGUUAAUCACAAAUAUUAUCAAGGCUUAGGUCAGGCUGAGUACAAAAAUAAAUACUGAUAAUCAGAUAUACUGCAAAAGAAGAGACUCGUAAAAAAAAUUUCAAAUACAAUUAUGCAAAGCUAAAAUCAAUAUAUUCUACUAUUAAGGCUUAGGUCAAGCUGAGUACAAAAAUAAAUACUGAUAAUAAGAUAUACUGCAAAAGAAGGGACUCGUAAAACAUUUUUACAUACAAUUACGCAAAGCUAAAAUAAAUAAAUUCUACCUAAUAAUAAUAACUAUUGAUAAUAAAAUAUGUUUGUUGACUAAAUAGUCAAUAAAAUUAUAGUACAGCUUGACCACUUUAGUCAUAAUUUUUUGUGCUUAAGAAACUUCCAGACUUCUUCUGUUUGUUUGAUUUAGUCAUUUCUGCCCCAAGUGGAGGAAUAGCGUAUUACAGCUGAGAAAAAAAUAUGUUUUGGCGGCCCAACAAUGGGCCCUAUGGUUAAGAAACGCUGCUCUAAAAACCUCCAUCAACGUGUUAUAUACGUGGUGUAAGUAUUUAUGUAAUGUAGUAACAGGCACACUCAUGAUUAACGUGUAAUACUUACCAUAUUUCGGUCAUUUUAAGCAUAGCCAGAACUUCUUUUUGGCCUCAUUAAUUUCACAGACGUUCACUAUUCCCUUCAACAACGACACUACCAAUCAUGAAAGACAUUAUACGGGGCAACAACGACACUAUGAAGAAAUGAUGAUCCAGAAACAUAUAUCUACCUAAGUGCUAAACAAGAAAUACAAACUUGGAACGUAAUAAAAUAAGAUGUUGUCACUGGGAUGCUGGCUGAUGGGCACAAGACUUUUGAUCCCUGUUUGGACGAUGAAAUCAUCACAAUCCCCACUCCUCAGGUAAAAAAAAAAAAUGGUGGGAGCAAACGAGCAUAUUGAUGCUUCUUCCAAGCACCCGGCAGACGCAAGACAUUGAUACUAAGUUGAUUAUACGUACAUGUUUUUUAGAGCUGACUUUGAAACAACGUUGCAAAAGUAUUUGUAAAAUAAGACAACGUUGAUUUCCAAUGUUGGAUCCACGUUGUUGGUUGGGAAAUUACAAAAUUUCAAUGGUCAAAUCAACGUCACAUCUGACGUUGAAUAAACGUCAAAAAGCAUGUUGUUUCAACGUUGUAUUUGUGUUGUAGAAUAUUGGUUGGGAAAUUACCAAAAUUCAAUGGACAAAUCAACGUCAGAACCAUGACAUUGAUUAAAAAGCAUGUUGUAUCAACGUUAUUGUCAGGUUCAAACACUGAUGACAUCUAUUAAACAAGACAAGAAGCAAGGAAUUAAACAGACAGAAUUAAUUUUGGCUCAAUUGAGGAGAGACGUCUGGACUGUACUCUUUGUACAGUCUCACCACGCUCUGGCGAAAGAUUGUACGCCUCCUCUUUUAUUUAGACUUUCCCUGAUUACGUGGCAACAGCUGUUUCUAAGGGGCGGGGGUCGUAAACAGCCAUCGCCUUUGGUUACAGAACAGUUCAAAGAAAAGGUCGGUUCAAAGAAAAGGUCGUAAAACAUUUCAAAGAAGAAGUCCCUGUCGGGGAGUCAGGUCCUGCUUCCUCUUCGCUUUGUAGAUCUCGGGUCAAGACAAUAUCUUUCUGUUGAUUACAAUACAUCCAAGAAACAUAACACCUUCAUGUUGCUUCCCAUCCUACACAGUGGAGUUUUACAAGCAUUCUUCUUGGUAGGAUCAAAGACAGCUUUUGUCUUCUCGCCGGGCACUCAUGGCAACAUAAAGUUUUGUGAUAACUUAGAUACAAUUAUUCUGACUGUUUGAGUUGCUCAAUGUCAGGACCUCAUUCAAUGAGUUCUCAACGUUAUUUUAAUGUCUUGUGCCUGCUGGGUAAUAUCUUGGGGUCUAAGUUGGAUGUUCUGAUUGACCAACUUCUCAGCUUAUGUCCACAACCUUCUACUAUCCAGGAGAGAGGCACGAUUUAUAAUCAAGCACAAACGUUUGCCAACUCAGAGGCGAUGCAGCAGCUCAGCAUGUGUAUAGCUGCAGUAGCUACGUUUAACUCUGCCAUCAAGGCGCUGUGCUAAUAAAAGUAGUUCCUCGGCGUUAGCGCUUAUAAUACCAUUAUCUCUAUUACUUAGUCAAUAUUCAGGUCAUGAGAUAUACAGUAAAUGGAGUAUUGUUGGCAAUUAAUGUAUUUUUUGGCUUUAUGGGCGGAAUAGCUGAAUUCCAUUGUUAGCCUCCUCUUGCUAGUCCAUUUUUUACCAUUUAGAAUGUUUAAAAAAAGAGACAGACAUUGCACCAAAAAGUGCCGUUCCCCUUUAAAUGUGAAACGUGAGCAGUGGAAUCGCAGCUCCGUGCUUUUUGCCUGAAGAACCGGGUGUUGUUGACCACAAGAGCCUGCUUUCACACAUCGGCACUCCAACACUUUGUCAUUGUGUGAAUGCUGAAUUUGGACGGUGUUGCUACAGCAGGGGUGUCCGAAGUGUGGCCCGCAGCUCAUUUUUUAACUAUAAUACUAUUAAAAGUGGAAUAAAUGGUGAAAUAUAACAAGAACAAAUGUUGACACUAAUAACACAAAGCUGCCAUGCAGGGUGUUUUUUUCUUUAAAACGUGUCAUUACUCAAAAAUAAUAAUGAAUCAAAAUCAAUGCUGUUAUGAGUUAUUGACCUAUUCAAGGCUCCAAUUACGUCACAUCAAAUAUUCCACUUUGAAAUAUUUUUUGGGGGGGAAAUAAUGCAUAUUUUGUGCGUUGUGACAUUAAAAACUAAAUUUUCUUGAACAAAAAGGGCAUAAAACAAACAAAAAUACAUGAAAAAAAUAAUACAUAUUUAUAAUCGACAGAUAUAUCUGAAGUUGAUCUAGAGACAUAAACAUUAAAAGUAAAUUUUUAAAAAGACUUAUUCUGAACACUUUUAUUCUGGGGGCCUUUUUGGAUCACCAAUCAUUUUUAGUAGACUUUUUUUUAAAGUUCUUUUUAAAUGUCAUUGUUCAAAAAUAAAAAUAAUUAAAAUCAAUGAUUUUGUGAAUUAUUUACCUAUUUAAGGCUCAAAUUACUUUACAUCAAUUAUUCCACUUUCAAUCUUUUUUGGGGGAAAUAUUGCAUAUUUUUUGCAUUGUGACAUUAAAAACUAGAUUUUGUUGAACAAAAAGGGCAUAAAACAAACAAAAAUACAUGAAACAGAUAAUACAUAUUUAUAAUCGACAGAUAUAUCUGAAGUUAAUCUAGAGACUUAAACAUUAAAAGUACAUUUUUAAAAAUACUUAUUUUGAACACUUUUAUACUAUGGGCCUUUUUGAAUUUUUAGUGGGGCUUUUUAAAGUUGCUGUUAAAUCUCAUUGCUCAAAAAAUAACUAAAAUUGAUGGUUUUAUGAAUUAUUGACCUAUUUAAGGCUCAAAUUACUUCACAUCAAUUAUUCCAUUUUCAAUAUUUUUUGGGGGGGAAAUAUUGCAUAUUUUGUGCGUUGUGACAUUAAAAACUAGAUUUUGUUGAACAAAAAGGGCAUAAAACAAACAAAAAUACAUGAUAAAAUAAUACAAACUUAUAAUCGACAGAUAUAUCUGAAGUUGAUCUAGAGACUUAAACAUUAACAGUACAUUUUCAAAAAGUUUUAUUUUGAACACUUUUAUUCUGGUGGCCUUUUUGAAUUUUUACUGGGACUUUUUUAAGUUGUUGUUAAAUCUCAUUGCUCAAAAAAUAAUAAUUAAAAUCGAUGGUUUUAUGAAUUAUUGACCUAUUUAAGGCUCCAAUUACUUCACACCAAAUAUUCCAUUUUGAAAUAUUUUUUGGGGGGGAGGGAAAUAUUGCAUAUUUUGUGCAUUGUGACAUUACAAACUAGAUUUUCUUGAACAAAAAGGGCAUAAAACAAACAAACAUACAUGAUAAAAUAAUAAAAAAUUAUAAUCGACAGAUAUAUCUGAAGUUGAUCUAGAGACUUAAACAUUAAAGUACAUUUUUAAAAAUACUUAUUUUCAACACUUAUUCUGGGGGGCCUUUUUGAAUUUUUAGUGGGACUUCUUUAAAGUUAUUUUUAAAUCUCAUUGCUCAAAAAAUAAUAAUUAAAAUCAAUAAUUUUGGGAAUUAUUGACCUAUUUAAGUCUCAAAUUACGUCACAUCAAUUAUUCCACUUUCAAUAUUUUUGUAGGGGAAAUAUUGCAUAUUUUGUUUUUGGCAUAAAAACAGGGUUUUGACAAAAAAGGUCAUAAAAAAACGAUAACUGUAUAUCGACAGAUGGACCUGAAGUUGAUGUCAAGAUUAAAAAUAAUAUAUGACUUAUUUUUAAAAUGUUUAUGACUGAGACCCGUUUGGGUCCCCGGUACCAAACUUGAGGGCAGCCCUAAAGGUUAAAACAAAAUCUAUAUUGGUUUUGAAAAUGACAAAUCAAAACGGCCGCCACAUGUUUUGAUUUGUCAAUGUGGAUAAAGUCUGGACACCCCUGUUCUACACUAAUUGCAUUCUUCAGUUUGCCCGUGCCUUGUCACACAGAACCCUGAGAAGUGGCGUACAGGUUUAUCUCGCCUACCCCGAUCCCGUCGUCGGGUACAUCACAACGUCCGCACCGGCUGGCUCGGGUGAAAAACUUCCUGACGUUUUACCGUACGAGCCCCUUUUACGUGAGUUGGCUUUUUUCCUACGUGUUGGUGCUGUUCACACAGAAAAGGCUUAGGUUAAAACAGUCAACUAUUGUCAAUUAUUAUCAUCAGUUAUUUUCUGUCACGGGAGAAGAAAACAGCUCGCCACCACGACUAUGAACAGUAUCAGUUGUCUACAACUUUGUUAUAAGUACGCCUCUGCGUAACAUUAUGUUCGUAUUAACAUUCAAGAAAAGUAAAUAUAGAUCGACUUACAACAAAAAAUAACUUCAUCAACAUUGUUUUCGUCUGUAACAGAAAAUAAUAAAAGUGCAUCAAUUUGCUUGAAAUAAAAAAAUAUAUAUUUUUAACAACUUGAGCUAUUUCACAAUAACUAAUAAUAAAGAAUAUAUAGAAAAUAAUUGAAAAGGAGCAUGUAAGGUCAACAUAAAUUGCGUGAUUAAUCGGUGUACGGUGGAACCUCCAUUUACGAACUUAAUAGGUCGUUGGACAGGGUUCUAAAAAUAGAAAAGUUUGUAUAUGAAAGCAAAAUAUCUCCAUAAGAAACAUUGUAAAUUGGUUCCGGCCUCGACAAAAGCCAAUGUUUUUGUGAAGGUUUGCACACUCUGAACAAAAAACAUAAAGUGCUAUACAGUACUGUGUAUCAAACAAACAUAACACAUAGUUAUCUUUUUAUUAACAAGACAAAGCAACAAGCUGCUGUCCUCUGUAUGCGCUGCUUUGCCGACACGCACAAGUCACUUUGGUGCCCUCACAAACGAUCAGAAAUCACACAAAUCCUUAACUUUAACAACCGUAUUGCUACAAUCAACAUUUAAAAAAAGAAAAAAAUCCCUUAUAUUACCAUCGGCACAAGAGCUGAAGUGUGUGUGUGUGUGUGUGUGUGUGUGUGUGUGUGUGUGUGUGUGUGUGUGUGUGUGUGUGUGUGUGUGUGUGUGUGUGUGUGUGUGUGUGUGUGUGUGUGUGUGUGUGUGUGUGUGUGCGUGCUCUUGAAGGUCACGGGCGAUAGCUCCUCUCUGCCACAGUAAAAUAAAUCUGCUUUGGCAUAUUUUUCCAGAAAAGGUCCGGUCUCAUCACAAAUAAAACUUUCUUUGGUACGAAGCCUGCUUUGUCGAUUCUUCGCACCAUUAAUGUACUCCUCGCAAAUAUAUAUAUAUGUAUAUAUGUAUAUAUAUAUAUAUAUAUAUAUUUAUAUGUAUUUUUUUAACUCCACAGAGAUUCCCUGUUCGUAAAUCAAGGUUCCACUGUAAUUCCGGACUAUAAUCCGCUAUCUUUUUUCGUACGCUUUAAACCCUGCGGCUUAUAAGACUGAGCGGCUAAUUUAUGGAUUGUUUUUGGCCGGCGGCCAUAAUAAAAUGUAUUUUAUAAAAAAAUGUUUUUAAAAACACAGAGUGUCUUUGUACUAUGGCGCCAUCUUUUGGGCGAGUUAGCUCACUGCAGGUGCUGCGGUGCCCUUCCCUUUAGCGUUCCUACUCGUAUGGAUUCUUCAUUCAUCGACAAUAUAACUAAAACUGUUCAUACUCACUAAAGCGUUCCGUAUGUGAUGUCUGUAGGAGCGUUUCCGUGCAUAUUUGUACGUGCUAUCGUAAUGUAAUCAAGCCAGCGGCGUUGGCAUUAGCUAAUAUGCUAACACGUUUACAAGUGUCUGUGUUAGUAUUUUUAACUUACAAUGGCAUUCUUUUUGUAUUGUUUCAGUUUGGUGAACUCACCAAAACGUUUUUUUUUUACUGUAAAAUCUGACUUUGGACAUCCCUGGUUUAGCUGAUUGGAGAGCUCGGUCCCGCAGCGAGCGGGUCAUGACGAUGACUUCUGUUUUGUUUGUUCAGCCGUUUUACUGCCUUAAACAAUUAAGGUAUGUAGGUAAACAUUUAGUGUGUGAAUAACUAAUUUCACAAUGUACAGUCGUGGUCAAAAGUUUGUAAGAACGUAAUGUCAUGGCUGUCUUGAGUUUCCAAUCAUUUCCACAACUCUUAUUUUUUUGUGAUAGAGUGAUUGGAGCACAUACUUGUUGGUCACAAAAAACAGUCAUGAAGUUUGGUUCUUUUAUGAAUUUAUUAUGGGUCUACUGAAAAUGUGAGCAAAUGUGCUGGGUCAAAAGUAUACAUACAGCAAUGUUAAUAUUUGCUUACAUGUCUCUUGGCAAGUUUCACUGCAAUAAGGCACUUUUGGUAGCCAUCCACAAGCUACUGGUUGAAUUUUUGACCACUCCUCUUGACAAAAUUGGUGCAGUUCAGCUAAAUUUGUUGGUUUUCUGACAUGGACUUGUUUCUUCAGCAUUGUCCACACAUUUAAGUCAGGACUUUGGGAAGGCCAUUCUAAAAUCUUAAUUCUAGCCUGGUUUUUGUGACCAACAAGUAUGUGCUCCAAUCACUCUAUCACAAAAAAAUAAGAAUUGUAGAAAUGAUUGGAAACUCACGACAGCCAUGCAUGACAUUAUGUUCUUUACAAGUGUAUGUAAACUUUUGACCACGACUGUAUGUAUCUGCGGCUUACAGUCCGGUGCGGCUUAUAUGUGCAAAAAAAUGUGUUCUUCUAAAAUGUAUUUCUAUCGUCUUAAAAAUACGAUACAAUAAUCAUCUCAUGUAAAAACGUAUUAUUAUUAAUUUAGAAAGCCCUACAAAAUACCUGAUUGGGUGUGUCACAUUUACGACAAUGUUCCACUUCCUGGGUUCUGUGUGAAAUGCACGGACUGUCACUUUGGACACCCCGACAUUGAACGCCUGCGUUGCGUCUCCGAUACUACCUCAGAAGCUGGGAACAUCCCAGGUUCACUUUGGGACGUUGCUGUGUCAGAGCCGCCAAGGAAACGUUUCCGACGUUAACACCCAAUUCCGUGUGGCGUGCAAAGCGCCAACUAUGCCAGGCCUGUGUGGCGGCCCGGGGCACGUCACGCCAAACAAAGAGGAGGCGGCCUUUGAGGACGGCGUUUUACUGGACCGGGAGUAUUCCCAACACCAGCGAACUAUGCGAGUAGCAAGAAGCUAAUGGAUGGACUUGUUCAUGCUUCUUUCACUUUCUUUUCUCUUCUCCGUCAAGUGCCUUAUUUGUCAUGUGUGGGACAUUUCCUGUCCUCUCUGCAUGUCCUCUUCUUCUUCUCUGUCUCCGCCUCUCUCACUAACAUCAAUACGCUCGUCCUCCCUCGUCACUCGCGCUCCUCCUCCUCAUAUUCCACUGCCACCUUCUUCUUUUUCUUUACUCCUGUUAUUUUGGAUUAUUUUUUUGUACUAACCUUGACCAAGCAACCAGCAAGCUUCCUUUCCUCUUCCCCAGCGAUGCAGAUGCCAACAGCUGUGUGCUGGUUACAGUGUUAUUCUUCUUUCCUUCCAUGGCACCCAAAUAUUGUUAUUAAUAAUAAAAAGCAAAGAUCAU
This is a messenger RNA of Entelurus aequoreus (snake pipefish), 10505 nucleotides long. Its product is annotated as ceramide synthase 2-like. The transcript is spliced from 11 exons. The coding region runs from base 479 to 1630 and encodes 383 amino acids. Lineage: Eukaryota; Metazoa; Chordata; Actinopteri; Syngnathiformes; Syngnathidae. The record is from RefSeq and is a predicted model, not a curated record. Gene Ontology annotation, molecular function: DNA binding; sphingosine N-acyltransferase activity. Gene Ontology annotation, cellular component: membrane. Gene Ontology annotation, biological process: ceramide biosynthetic process.